CUGAGCCGGGCGGCGCCAGCUGAGGUGUGAGCAGCUGCUAGAGUCGGUAGUUGGGAGAUCCGGAGCUGGGCGCGGAUUCUCGGAGACACCGACCCUCAGAAGAGCCACAGGCACCAUGUCAGAGCCGACCAGGGAUGCACAUCAGAUCCCUCGCAGCAGCAAGGCCUGCCGCCGCCUCUUUGGCCCAGUGGACAGUGAGCAGCUGCGCCAGGACUGCGAUGCACUGAUGGCCAGCUGCGUGCAAGAGGCCCGAGAGCGAUGGAACUUCGACUUCAUCAAUGAGACCCCCCUGGAGGGUGACUUCGCCUGGGAACGUGUGCGAGGCCUUGGUCUGCCCAAGAUCUACCUGCCCACAGGGCUCCGGGGGACCCGGGAUGACCUGGGAGGGGGCAAGCGGCCGAGCACCUCGCCUGCUCUUCUGCAGGGGACGUCUCAGGAGGACCAUGUGGACCUGUUGCUGUCCUGCACCCUUGUGCCUCACUCCCCUGAGCGGCCUGAGGGGUCCCCAGGAGGGCCUGGCACCUCCCAGGGCAGGAAACGGCGGCAGACCAGCAUGACAGAUUUCUACCACUCCAAACGCCGGCUGAUCUUCUCCAAGAGGAAGCCCUAACUCGGCUGCUGGAAGCCUUGUCCUGCUGGAAACAAGGGGACCCCCCCCCCCAGGCCUCUUCUACAUCUUUUGCCUUAGGCCUUUAGUUUGUGUGUCUUAAUUAUUAUUUGUGUUUUAAUUUAAACUCCUCCUCAUGUACAUACCUGGCUUGCCACCCCUUCCCCAUACCCCGAGCUUCUGGCAUUAGAAUUAUUUAAAACGUUUAGGUAGCAGAAAAAUAGGCUUAUUAGAGUGCUAGGUAUUUUUUAUUAUGUGAACUAUUAUUUAAGCUCUCCUCAUCCCUUUCUCUCCAUUUCCUCUCUCCCUGAGAUAAGAUGAGGCAAGCACAACCCUCAACCACUGGGUGGUACUUACUAGAGGGGCCUGGCCCCUUGGCUCACAGUCUCAUGGGUGUUAGGAAAUUCCGCCCCUUUCCUGCAUUCUCAGACCUGCAUUCCUUCCGAUUGAGAAGUUAACAGAUAGCACUUUGAAGGGGGCCCAACAGAGUUGGGGAGGCAUUAUCACAACUUUGAGGUCCCCUCGCCUCCUCUAAGGUUGGGCAGGGUGACCUGGAAGUGGGCACAGCCUGGAGCAGGGCUGGGGACUUGACACCCUCCUGGCCCUUGACACCCGGCCCCUUCUGUCCAGUGAAAGUAGGGCCCUGUAGCAAACCACCCCACCCCCCUCCACCCACAGGGGAGCCAGCCUCACUGAUUGGCUUCCCCUGCACUUUUCUGGGAGCCCAGAGGCCCCUCUUUUCUAGCCAGGCUCUCCAUCCCUCUCUGCUCCUCUGCCCUUCUCCAUGUUAUUUCCCCUUAACACCUUCUCAGCCCUGAGUGGCAGCUCCAGGGCGCCUCUCCCCCCAACUCAGAGGACUGAACGGAGAAGGGGGCAUGCUAGACAUAGGGUUCCCCAGUUCUACCUCAGGCAGCUCGAGCAGAGACUACCCCCACCUCUUAGCUCUUGGGGUGGGGGUCCUGGGGAGGGUCUGACAGGCCUCCUUGAGUGGGGAUCUCCCUGCAUCAGGAGAAUGGGGAUGAGGAGCAGACGUUUCCAGGAGGGAGAGUUUGACAUCAAUCAACGCCUGGAACUACUCCCUCAAAGACUUUUUCCAUUCCCCCCACCCCUCCCCCAUUUCAUUGCACUUUGAACAGCAGCUGAACAAAGAGUCAGGUGUUUGAAGAUGGUGGGAGUAGAGGCUGUGGCUAGGGCACACUAAGAGGGCUAACAUGGGCCUGAGAGUUGGGAGUUGUUGUCUUUCCGGAUGCCAAACACUGAGCCCCUGGAGGCACUGAACCCCUUGGUGGCUCUGACCCUGAACACCUUCCAGCUCCUGUAACAUCUUAGCCUGGACUGUUUUCUCCAGGCUCCCAUAAGUCCUGGUUCUUCUGUCUCCACCUAGACUGUAAACCUCUCAAGGGCAGGGAAUAGGUCCUGUAUUGCUCUGUGUCCUUCAAAGCCCCUCCCACAGUGCCGAGUAUACUGCAGGUGCUCAAUAAAUAUUUCUGGUGAUUUUA
This is a messenger RNA of Phacochoerus africanus (Common warthog), 2106 nucleotides long. It is a transcript of the gene CDKN1A, whose product is annotated as cyclin dependent kinase inhibitor 1A. Lineage: Eukaryota; Metazoa; Chordata; Mammalia; Artiodactyla; Suidae. The record is from RefSeq and is a predicted model, not a curated record. Gene Ontology annotation, cellular component: nucleus. Gene Ontology annotation, molecular function: cyclin-dependent protein serine/threonine kinase inhibitor activity. Gene Ontology annotation, biological process: regulation of mitotic cell cycle; signal transduction by p53 class mediator. The transcript has 3 exons. The coding region runs from base 116 to 610 and encodes 164 amino acids.